GGACUGCUCGCUCAUUCCCAUUUGCUCCCGCUGCGCAGCACGUCCCAUCUCGAUGCCCUUAAAGGGCUCCGGUGGCUCCGCGGCAUCCUCUGUCGCUGAGACCUGCACUUGCCGCAGCAAUUGUGGGGUGGACGACAGGGAAGCCGAGAAACCGAAAAAUGGACCCAGUGGCCUUUGAGGAUGUGGCUGUGAACUUUACCUUGGAGGAAUGGGCUCUGCUGGGGCCUUCACAGAAGAAACUCUACAGAGAUGUGAUGCGGGAAACCUUGAGGAACCUGGCCUCAAUAGGGGGAAAAUGGGAAGACCAUAACACUGAAGAUCAGUACAAAAACCAGGGAAGAAAUCUGAGAAGUCAUAUAUUACAGAGACACUGUGAAAGUGAAGGAGGUAGUCAGUGUGGUGAAAACAUCAGCCUUAUUCCAAAUCUUAAUCUGAACAAGAAAAAUUCUACUGCAGCAAAACCAUGGGAGUGCAGUGUGUGUGGAAAAGUCUUCAUGAGUCGUUCAUCCUUUAAUAGGCACGUUAGAUCUCACACUGCACCCAAACCAUCCAGGUAUCAGGAACAUGGAAAGAAGCCUUAUAAAUGUAAGGUAUGUGGGAAAGCCUUCAGUUAUCUCCAGCCUUUUCAAAAACAUGAAAGUAAUCAUGGUAUAGAGAAAUCCUAUAAAUGUAAGGAAUGUGGGAAAUCCUUUAGAUAUCGCCAAUCUGUUCGAAAACAUGAACGGACUCACACUGGAGAAAAACCCUAUCAAUGUAAACAAUGUGGGAAAGCCUUUCGAUAUCAUCAAACCUUUCAAACACAUGAAAGAACUCACACAGGAGAGAAACCCUAUGAAUGUAAGCAAUGUGGUAAAGCUCUCAGUUGUCCAAGUUCCUUUCGAAGUCAUGAAAGGACUCAUACUGGAGAAAAACCAUAUGAAUGUAAAAAGUGUAGUAAAGCCUUCAGUUGUCCCAGUUCUCUUCGAAAACAUGAGAGAACUCAUACGGGAGAGAAACCUUAUGACUGUAAGGAAUGUGGGAAAGCCUUCAUUUCUCUUGGAAGCUUUCAAAGACACAUGAUAACACAUACUGGAGUUGGACCUUAUAAAUGUAAGGAAUGUGGAAAAGCAUUCAAUUGUCCCAGUUCAUAUAGAAUACAUGAAAGAUCUCACACUGGAGAAAAACCCUAUGAAUGUAAACAAUGUGGUAGAGCCUUCAGUUGUUCCAGUUCCUUUCGAACACAUGAAAGAACUCACACUGGAGAGAAACCUUAUCAAUGUAAGGAAUGUGGAAAAGCCUUCCAUUGGCUCACCACUUUUCAAGUCCAUGUGAGAACUCACACUGGCGAAAAACCCUAUAUAUGUAAGCAGUGUGGGAAAGCCCUCAGUUGUCCCACUUCAUUUCGAAGACAUGAACGGACUCACACUGCAGAGAAACCCUAUGAAUGUAAGCAAUGUGGGAAAACCUUCAGUUCUCCUCUAGGUUUGCAAAUACAUGAAAGAACUCACACUGGAGAGAAACCCUAUAAAUGUGAGAAAUGUGGGAAAGCAUUUGUUUCUCUCACAAGCUUUCGGAGACACAUGAUGACGCACACUGGAGAUGGACCUUAUAAAUGUAAGGAAUGUGGGAAAGCAUUUAAUUGUCCCAGUUCAUUUCGAAUACAUGAAAGAACUCACACAGGAGAGAAACCCUAUGAAUGUAAAAUAUGUGGUAAAGCCUUCAGUUGUUCCAGUUAUGUUCAAGUACAUGAAAGAACUCAUACUGGAGAGAAACCCUAUGAAUGUAAGGAAUGUGGGAAAGCCUUCAUUUACCGCACAACCUUUCGAGGUCACAUGAGAGUGCACACUGGUGAGAAACCGUAUAAAUGUAAAGACUGUGGGAAAGCCUUUAGUCGACCCAGUUCAUACAGAAGCCAUGAAAGAAUUCACACUGGAGAGAAACUUCUUGAAUGUAAGCAUUGUGGGAAAGCCUUUAAUUGGCCCACAUCCUUACAUAAACAUGUCAUGAGAAUGCACACUGGCUAAAUUAUAACUGAUAAAUACAAGAGAGCUUCCUAUCUUAACAAAUACUGGG
Molecule: messenger RNA, 2052 nt
Organism: Kogia breviceps (pygmy sperm whale)
Lineage: Eukaryota; Metazoa; Chordata; Mammalia; Artiodactyla; Physeteridae
Product: zinc finger protein 791-like
Biological process (GO): regulation of DNA-templated transcription
Source: RefSeq, a predicted model, not a curated record